GAUGGGCGGGCUGAGCUGUCGCCUGAUUCCCAGCGCGUCCUGUGGCGCAGGGAGCCGAUUCGUACCGCGCCGGCUGUCUGCUGGGGCGCGACAGACACCUCUGCGCACUCCUCUUUGAUCUUGACUGAGUCAAUGCUUUACAUUGUCUGUGUUCUCCAUCAAGCUGAGAUAUGCCCACUGCUGAAAGUGAAGCAAAAGUAAAAACCAAAGUUCGCUUUGAAGAACUACUAAAGAUGCACAAUGACCUAAUACAUGAAAGAAAAAAACUGAAGAAAAAACUUGUCAAAUCUAGAGAAAACAUCUCACUUGGCCCUGUUAAAAGGAAUUUUCAGAAUAUUGAAGAAACUACAAAUGAUGAUGAAAGUGCAAGUAACACUGACCAAGAGAAGACCAUGCAAGUCACUAAAAAUAAACCGAGGAAUACACACUCAGCAACUGAAAAUCCAAAUGAUGAUGUUAGUAUAGUGGAAGACAAGCACGGAAAGCCAAAUAAAAAGGCAAUGAAGACAGUGUCCCAGGUGACAGCACAAGAAAUGGAACCAGAAACCCCUGAGAAAAAAGUGCAAUCUACACAUCAGAAAACACGUACAAAGUCACGGCCAGCUGUGGAUCAUCAGGAAAUUGAGAAGGCAAAUGAAGGAAGAGAAAAUAAUAAUUUAGAGGAGGAAGAUGAACUAAUGCAAGCAUAUCAGCUCCAAGUAGCUGAAGAAAUGGCAAAGGAGAUUAAGAAGAAAAUUAGAAAGAAGCUGAAAGAACAGUUGACUUACUUCCCCUCAGAUACUUUAUCACAUGAUGACACAUUAAACAGUGACAAAAGAAAAAAGAAAAAAAAGAAAGUUCCAAUUCUGUCUAAAGAUGAAACAAGUACAUUGACUGUCUCUGAUAACACAGUUGAAGAUGAACAGAAGAAAGAAUCUCCAGUUGAAGCAGUUACUGCAGAUCCUCAUCAAGAUGAUGAAAUAAGUGCAAGGGAACAAGAUGUGUCUGACAACAAGCAAGAUAACAUAAACUCUAAACCAAAAAAAAUAAAAAAGAAGGCUAAAGCAGUUCCAGAUGGUAAUGAAGAUGGUGAUGGUGUUCAUGAAAUAACAAGCCGGGACAGUCCAGUUUAUCCCAAAUGUUUGCUUGAUGAUAACCUUGUCUUGGGAGUCUACAUUCAUCGAACUGAUCGGCUUAAGUCAGAUUUUAUGAUUUCUCAUCCAAUGGUAAAAAUUCAUGUGGUUGAUGAGUAUACUGGUCAGUAUGUCAAGAAAGAUGAUAGUGAACGGCCUGUGUCAUCUUACUAUGAAAAAGAGAGUGUGGAUUAUAUUCUUCCUAUUAUGACCCAGCCGUAUGAUUUUAAGCAAUUAAAAUCAAGACUUCCAGAGUGGGAAGAACAAAUUAUAUUCAAUGAAAGUUUUUCAUAUUUGCUUCGAGAUUUUGAUGAGAGUCCUAAAGUCAUCUUGUUCUUUGAGAUUCUUGAUUUCUUAAGUAUGGAAGAAAUUAAGAAUAACUCUGAGAUUCAAAAUCAAGAAUGUGGCUUUAGGAAAAUUGCCUGGGCAUUUCUUAAGCUUUUGGGAGCCAAUGGAAAUGCAAACAUCAAUUCAAAACUUCGCUUACAGCUGUAUUACCCACCUACUAAGCCUCGAUCCCAAUCAAAUGUUACUGAGGUUUUUGAAUGGUGGUCAAAAUGUCCAAGAAAUCGUUAUCCAUCAACAUUGUAUGUAACUGUAAGAGGACUGAAAGUUCCAGACUGUAUAAAGCCAUCUUACCGCUCUAUGAUGGCCCUUCAGGAGGAAAAACCAGUGUAUUGUGAACAACACCAUGAGUCAAAUUCAGUAGACUCAGAACCUGGAUUAGAAGAUUCAAAGGAAGUGAUAAAGUGGAACCGACUGCUGGGGCAGGCUUGCCGUAUUCCAAACAAGCACCUCUUCUCACUAAAUGCAGGAGAACGAGGAUGUUUUUGUCUUGAUUUCUCCCACAAUGGAAGAAUAUUAGCAGCAGCCUGUGCUAGCCGGGAUGGAUAUCCAAUUAUUUUAUAUGAAAUUCCUUCUGGACGUUUCAUGAGAGAAUUAUGUGGCCAUCUCAAUAUUAUUUAUGAUCUCUGCUGGUCAAAAGAUGAUCGCUAUAUCCUUACAUCAUCAUCUGAUGGCACUGCCAGGAUAUGGAAAAAUGAAAUAAACAAUACAAAUACUUUCAGAGUUUUACCUCAUCCUUCAUUUGUUUACACGGCUAAAUUCCAUCCAGCUAUAAAAGAGCUGGUGGUUACAGGAUGCUAUGAUUCUAUGAUACGGAUAUGGAAAGUUGAUAUGAGAGAGGAUUCUGCUGUACUAGUCCGACAGUUUGAUGUUCACAAAAGUUUUAUCAACUCACUCUGUUUUGAUACUGAAGGUCAUCACAUGUAUUCAGGAGACUGCACAGGGGUAAUUGUUGUUUGGAAUACCUAUGUAAAAGUUAACGAUUUGCAACAUUCAGUGCGCCACUGGUCUAUAAAUAAGGAAAUUAAAGAAACUGAGUUCAAGGGGGUCCCAAUAAGUUAUCUGGAGGUUCAUCCCAAUGGAAAACGUUUGUUAAUCCAUACCAAAGACAGCACUUUGAGAAUUAUGGAUCUCCGGAUAUUAGCAGCAAGGAAGUUUGUAGGUGCAGCAAAUUAUCGGGAGAAGAUUCAUAGUACUUUGACACCAUGUGGGACUUUUCUCUUUGCUGGAAGUGAGGAUGGCAUAGUGUAUGUUUGGAAUCCAGAAACAGGAGAACAAGUAGCCAUGUAUUCUGACCUGCCAUUUAAGUCACCCGUCCGAGACAUUUCUUAUCAUCCAUUUGAAAAUAUGGUUGCAUUUUGUGCAUUUGGGCAGAAUGAACCAAUUCUUCUGUAUAUUUAUGAUUUUCAUGUAGCCCAGCAAGAGGCUGAAAUGUUCAAACGCUACAAUGGAACAUUUCCAUUACCUGGAAUACACCAAAGUCAAGAUGCCCUAUGCACCUGUCCUAAGCUGCCCCAUCAAGGCUCUUUUCAGAUUGAUGAAUUCAUCCACACUGAAAAUUCUUCAACAAAAAUGCAGCUAGUGAAACAGAGACUGGAAACUGUCACAGAGGUGAUACGAUCCUGUACUGCAAAAGUCAACAAAAAUCUCUCGUUUACUUCACCAUCACCAGCCUCCUCACAACAGGCUAAGUUGAAACAGUCAACCAUGCUGACCACUCAAGGAAUUUUACGUCAGCGUGACUUCACUGAAACAGGAAUUACUGGCAUAGAAAGAAAGCCUUGUAACCAUCAAGUAGAUACAGCACCAAUGGUAAGGCAGUCUAUUUCUGUAUUGUUAAAACUGAUCAAAUAAAACUCUAAGAUGAUACUGGUUACAGUUACACAAAAC
Molecule: messenger RNA, 3347 nt
Organism: Otolemur garnettii (small-eared galago)
Lineage: Eukaryota; Metazoa; Chordata; Mammalia; Primates; Galagidae
Gene: AHI1
Product: Abelson helper integration site 1
Exons: 21
Coding region: 171-3311 (1046 amino acids)
Biological process (GO): motile cilium assembly
Cellular component (GO): ciliary basal body
Molecular function (GO): protein binding
Source: RefSeq, a predicted model, not a curated record